Xiphophorus hellerii (green swordtail) is the source of this 2135-nucleotide messenger RNA. Its product is annotated as C-type lectin domain family 4 member E-like. Lineage: Eukaryota; Metazoa; Chordata; Actinopteri; Cyprinodontiformes; Poeciliidae. The transcript is spliced from 8 exons. Bases 694 to 1452 code for a protein of 252 amino acids. The record is from RefSeq and is a predicted model, not a curated record.
CUAUUUUUUGAUCUAUUAAUAAAAUCAGACAUUUAAAAAAACAUACACAUCAUCUGAGAACUCGCAGCAAUAUCAUUUCAUUUAGAGGACUCACUUUUUAUUUUACAAAGAAAGAUGUGAAACAUGAAAAUGAUGAAGUUUCAAGUAUAUGCAUUUAAAAGUUAUUUUCUCUGUAACCAAAACUCACUCAUUCUGUGCUACAUCAUAAAUCAGGUGAUAUUUUCAAAGAGAAAUGACCAGUAUCAUCACACCGGCGCUGACCGUUAUCCACAGAACCUGGUGUUCAUGUUUCCAGCAGAAGGAAAGCUGAGACCACAGUCAUGACUGACUCUAAUUCAGAUGCAGGAAAGAAGAACCGAACCUUUAUUCUCCAGUUAUCAGGAAACAUGAUCUUCAGGUGAACAUGACUUCAGAACAUGGUAGAAAUGAACAAGGAAAGGAAAGAGAGAAAAACAGGCAAGAAACCACUAACCCUACAGGACCAUGACUAGUUUUUAAUAUUCUAACAACAUGUUACACAACUUCGCUGACUUUGCCAAUAUCUUAAUUUAAGCUCAAAAGAAAGUUCCUUCCUUCAACUCAGCACAAAGCUUUUGCAACAGGAAGGUGACGGUCAGAUCUUCAGUCGGACAGAGAAGGGACGAAACAGUGAAGCUGCUGCACAUCUAUGUGACUCUGAAGUGAAGCGUCUCCAUGGCGACACCGAUCAGAGAAAACGGUAGGAUGACGAAUGUGACGGUAAAUCAGCAGGAAGGUGAUGAAGAGCCAGUCAGAGGUGAAAACCCAACCUGCAAGCUGCCAGCAGGGGGAGUAGUUCUGCUGGUUCUGGUCGGUCUGCUGGCUGCUGCUCUCAUCAUCAUCUUCAGACUCUAUGCUGCUUGUUUGAUGACCAAUAAAAACCAGAGAGAGGAGAAAGACGAUGUGAGGAAACAUGUCUCAGUGUCUGCCUCACCACCUUCAACGCCGCACUACAUGACAGAAGACGUUGUUGUGUUAGAAGAGAAAACCUGUCUGAAGUGUGAGGCAGGAUGGGAGCAACAUGGAGGAAAAUGUUAUUAUUUUUACACCGUGAGAUCAGCCUGGACUGAGAGCCGACGUUUCUGUCAGAAUCUGGGAUCAGACCUGGUGAAGAUCGACAGCAGAGAGGAGCAGAUGUUCCUGGAGGUCAGACUGAGAGCGUUGAUGGAGGAUGAUGAGGACCGGUUCUGGAUCGGACUGACGGACUCAGAAGUAGAAGGCAGAUUCUUGUGGGUGGAUGGAUCGCCGCUGGACCAAAGUUUGAGCUUUUGGGGUUGGCGCCAACCAGACAACUGGAGCAGGGCCAGCCUGAAAGCAGCCAACUGUGUGCGGAUGGGCGAGAGAGGAGGUUCUGGUGAUCCGACGUCCUGGUUCGAUACGUCCUGCAACGAUCCGCAGAAAAGUAUCUGUGAACAAGCAGCAAGAACUCAGUAAUGUGUCUGAAGUUCAGUUGAGUCUAAAAAACGACCAGAGCUCAAGUUGGUUUUAUGAAGAAAAUGUAACAAAUAAAAUAUGAAUGAAAAAACACGAAAGAUAAAAGGCUCAAUUUUUAUCAAAGUUUUAUUUGCGACUUCACGAACCAGAGGAAAUGAUGUCAUAAACUUCAAACAUCCCAUCAUAUGAAUCACCUGAAAACCUUUAGAGUCUCAGUUACCAUCUAACACAAGACCUGUGAUGUUAAUAAAAACAAUAAUAAUUGUUUAUGGAAAAGAAUAAUGAAGUAAACAGUUGAAGCCUCUUUAUGAUCGUUCAAGUUCAACAGGAAGUUUCUUCAACACAAAGCUGUGAGAAAGGAAGUUACCGAGCAGAUUUUCAGUCUAAGGAGUCUGCAGUGGAGCGAGGACACGGUGGUGGUGAGUCCAGAUCAUUUUCUGUCCUCUGAAUAUUAAAACAACAUCAGAGGAGACGCAAACAUUUAUAAACUUCAAAGGAAAUGUUUGUUUUCCUUGCACUGGAAAAUAUCAUUGCAGACAUUUAUGUUAAGAUUAAACUAACUGUUUAAAAGAAUUUGAAAUCAAACACAGGAGAAAUAUGAAUCAAGAUAAUUUGUUGUUGAUCUAAUAUUCUGGGUUUUUGGUCAAUAAUUUAACUCUUUAAUUAGGACAGUUUAUUGAGAA